AUGUCAGACUUUCCAGCAGGCACAGGGGUCACUGCGCGUAAGGAGGGAACCGAAUACGCCGGUACCACUGUCGGGGAUGUGAUCAAUUACGGUGGUCGAUCGUACUACAUCGUGAAAGUCAACCACCAGAAAGUGCUUAACUCUGAUGGUUACCAUGUCUGGCAAGCCAUACCGGCCAGAGAGGAGAACUUUCAUGCAGGGGAUGUAGAGCAGACUCAGCAAGGCCGACGCGCUAAAUGGGCCGUCUAG
Diaporthe citri is the source of this 249-nucleotide messenger RNA. RefSeq lists its product as uncharacterized. Bases 1 to 249 code for a protein of 82 amino acids. Lineage: Eukaryota; Fungi; Ascomycota; Sordariomycetes; Diaporthales; Diaporthaceae. The record is from RefSeq and is a predicted model, not a curated record. The transcript is spliced from 3 exons.